AUGGACGUGACAGCGGCAAGUCUCCCACGUCUUUUGCCAUGGAUCCUUCAUCAGAUCUCCCGAAGCAGCUUUGUGGCCAUUGAUCUGGAGUUCUCAGGUAUUUCAAUUGUCCCAACCAGCGAAGCCAAGGGAAACCUGCCUCUUCAGGAGCAAUACCUCAAGAUGAAGGCCGCCGCAGAAAAAUAUCAGGUGCUUCAAAUCGGUCUCACAAUUUGCGAGGAGGAUGUCAAGAAUGCGACCUACACGAUGGCGCCGUACAACAUCACCCUGAGCCCAUUUAUCGACCGAACGUUGGACAUCAAACGUGACUGGACUUUCAUGAGCUGGUCCAUGGAAUUUCUGAUGGGCCACAACUUCAGUAUGGACUCACUAUGCAAGUACGGCGUGCGAUAUCUCUCUCGAGACGAAGAGGCUGAAUCUGUGGCCAAAGCCAGACAUCGAUUCACCCGCAAGAAUUCAAUCGCCACUCUUGAAUUGACGGAAACAGACAAGGAAUCAAUUGAUUUCCUGGGGGCUGUGCGUCGAAUUAUUGACUGGUGGCUGGCCCAGCCUGCUAGAGAUCGCAUGGGUUACCUCAAUAUCCCAUCGCACACGUACGCGAAGUCUCCCUCUGCCAUGGGUCCAGGCGUCCCUUCGAUCCUGAACAGUAUGGAGAAGCGGCUCGUGCAUAAUCUGGUCAAUGCCGAAUUCCCUCAGCUCAAAUCAAAAGGCAAAGCCUCGUUCAUUCAAAUUAUGUUCGCUGACCCAGUCCAUGACAAGGAUAUCAAUGAAGAAAAGGCACAGGCAUUGAUCGAAACGAUCCGUGGCCACGUGGGAUGUCGGUGGAUUAUUGAAGCGCUCAUCGGAGGAGACCUGUCAGAGCUCCCAGACAAGACUUUCAGUCCCAUAGUGGGAGAUGGGGUACCGUUUGGAGAGGUCGAAUUGGCCCAAAAGACGCGGGAGCGCCUCCAAAAGCAUAGGCCGAUCCUGGUUGGGCACAACUGCUUCUUGGAUCUACUCUUUUUGUACAGUGGUUUCAUCGGACCGUUGCCGGACACUGUGGAGGAAUUCCAGAUGCUGAUUCACGGUCUGUUUCCUAACGUGGUUGACACCAAAUACCUGGCAACCUCCAAUGCUGGUUCUAUCAACCCAACUUCCUCCCUAGAAGAGAUCAGCCGCAGAUUGCUUCGUGUAUCGGUCCCGGCCAUAGCAAUCGACCCGAUGCACCAAAAGUACGCUUUCCGAACGUUUCACCACGAGGCAGGCUAUGAUAGCAUGCUAUCUGCGAUUCCUUUCAUGAAGCUAUCGGUCCAGCUUGAGAAAGGCCAAACCAAGCUCGGCGCUCAGGGAUGUCUGAGUGGCAUGGAGCUCGCAGUGGCCUCGGAGGUAUCUCAGGUACAGCAAGUUGAGCGAUGGAUGCGUCAAAUCCUGAAGCAAGACGAAGAUGCCACAUCGCAAGAAAUGGAAGACCUGGAUUUGAUUGAAUUCAGUGACGAUGAGAAUCCGAAGCCCAAACAGCCUAAGCCAGCCCAGAAAAGAUCUGCCAAAGUUGUGGCAAAGACGCGCACUAGGGAUUUGGUGCCUGAACUGGGUACUGAGUUCUGGCGUGUUUAUGGGAACAAAUUACGCGUGUUUGGCACGGUCGAGCGGGUUGUACACCUGGACUAG
Messenger RNA from Penicillium verhagenii, 1647 nucleotides. RefSeq names its product CAF1 family ribonuclease. Gene Ontology annotation, molecular function: RNA binding; poly(A)-specific ribonuclease activity. The record is from RefSeq and is a predicted model, not a curated record. The transcript is spliced from 5 exons. NCBI's taxonomy places the organism in Eukaryota, Fungi, Ascomycota, Eurotiomycetes, Eurotiales, Aspergillaceae. Gene Ontology annotation, cellular component: cytoplasm. The coding region runs from base 1 to 1647 and encodes 548 amino acids. Gene Ontology annotation, biological process: nuclear-transcribed mRNA poly(A) tail shortening.